Plutella xylostella (diamondback moth) is the source of this 1773-nucleotide messenger RNA. RefSeq lists its product as uncharacterized. The record is from RefSeq and is a predicted model, not a curated record. NCBI's taxonomy places the organism in Eukaryota, Metazoa, Arthropoda, Insecta, Lepidoptera, Plutellidae.
AAACUAGUUACAUGAUAGUCCCAGAAGAAGAUAUUUCUGGAGCUGAUCACAUUUUCAGGAAGAGAUACUCAAAUUAUUCGGAUAUUAACAAUGGGGACAAUGCACAGCAAUCGUCGCGCGUGCUGGUCCGCACGUCCCGCGCGUGGGCCGGCGCCCCUGAAGACUCGCUGUCGGUGGUGACUCGCGACACGGGCGCCUACCUAGCGCUGCCGCUGCGGGGGCCGCGCGCGCAGAUCGACCUCGAGGCGAGGGCUGACCACAACACUCUUGUACGUGUUGGUGCGUCGGGGCGCAUAAACACCGUGACGUCGGACGCCACGCGGCCCGCGCGCGCCUCCGUCACCGUGCACGCCACUAACACCGGCCUCGCUGCUGCCAGCUUCUCCGUGGUGCUAAAAGACUGCGGUCCGGAGCUGUCACUGGGGCUGCAGCGGGCGACCCGCAGCGCGGCGCAGCUGGUGCCGCCGCGACACACGCGCCGCUACUCGCUGCCGCUGCCCGCCGCGCUGCCCGCCCACACCACACGCUGCUCCGUGUCGCUGGUGAACGACCGCGGCGAGGCGGUGGCGACGCGCGACGCGGCGGUCAAGCAGGGCGACCGCUGCUUCUGCGUGUGGCACUGCGACUGCGUAUGUCUCAGUGAAGACCCGAAGCUGCUCUGCCAGCCGCUGCCGCCCGCGCUGCUGGCGGCGGCCGGGGUGCCCGCCCCCGCGCGCCCGCGCCCACGCCCCCGCCGCGCCUCCGGCCUGCUGACCUCGCUCAUGCGCAGCUGCAGCUCCGGCGUCGGCCCGGACUUCUUCUGCUCCACGCUCAUCAGGAUCAUUGCGUUCGCGUGGCUCGCGAUUUUUAGUCUGUUGGUUGCUGGUUUCGUGAAGGGUCUGAUCGGCGUGUUCAGCCUGCGCGUGGCGUACUUCUGGCUGGAGUACGUGGCGCGCCUGCCGCCGAAGCCGCUGCGGGCGUACCAGGAGCCCUGGCUGAAGGAGUGCAAGGUCAAGAUCGACAAGCAAGGCUGGGCCGUGCACCCGAGGACUGGGCAGAGGACUGUGCAUUCUAUGACGCUCAUGCGAAUGAUUCUGCUGAACUCGACGCUGUUCGUGACGCUGGCCGCCAUGACGCUCAACAACUGGAUCCGCUACCUCAUCAGCUCGGAGGCCAAGAAGGAGACCGUGGUGCUGCCCACCUACGGAGCCAAGUACCACACCAUGGACGUGCAGACGGCGGAGGGGGGCCGGCGGCGGCGGCGCGGGCGCUUCGCCCCGCGCUGGAUGUCGCCGCACGCCGAGACACUGUCCUCCGAGCUGUGGACCACCGCCUUCCCGUCUGAAGCUACCCUGAUGAAGCCGCUUCUCCUGGAGAACUACCGGCGCGCGGAGGCGUGCCAGUCCUCGCUGGACUCGGAGCAGGACGAGCAGUACGUGCUCACGCAGAUGCAGAAGAGCCGGGAGUCACUCGCUAAAAGUCACCGCAAGCAUUCGGCCAUGUCAGGAGGACACAGCAGCUCUACGCAUCGAUAGUACCUAACUACCUUCGGGAAAUUUCUUUUAUUUCAGUUAUGUAGUUAAGGAGUAGGUAACUAACCUAAAGUUCCCAACUGAUGUCUAGAGGUAGGUAUACUUCCUAAGUUUAUAUUAUGUACCUAGUUCAUUUAAUAUACUUAUGUUUUAGAAUCUGAUUUAUAGGUAAUGAUUUCAACAUUUUAGUUAAUUAUUUGUUGUAAUUUAAUAAGCUUUUAAUUUAAUAGAUGCUUUAAUUUAUGGUGUUACAAUAAUUAGA